Molecule: messenger RNA, 2220 nt
Organism: Bolinopsis microptera
Lineage: Eukaryota; Metazoa; Ctenophora; Tentaculata; Lobata; Bolinopsidae
Product: palmitoyltransferase ZDHHC5-B-like
Exons: 8
Coding region: 160-1014 (284 amino acids)
Biological process (GO): protein targeting to membrane; peptidyl-L-cysteine S-palmitoylation
Cellular component (GO): endoplasmic reticulum; Golgi apparatus
Molecular function (GO): protein-cysteine S-palmitoyltransferase activity
Source: RefSeq, a predicted model, not a curated record
AGAUGUUAUCAGCUGUUCAUGAUGCAGGAUUAUAGAAUCAGAGUGCUCUACCAUCAUAUAAUUGGAGUAGGGAGCUGAUACAAACUUCAAGACAAGCUGGCGCCCAACUACGAGUUACAAUCGGACCCCAACUUCCAGGGUUGUUCAGCAGACGGUGGCAUGUGCAAAGCAUUUCCUUUCAUCGCUGCAAUGGUCAUACUUAUUGUCACCACUGGAACAUUUAAUGCAUUCACGAUACGGUGGUUGCUUGAAGAUACAUCAUUCAAUUUUAUCCCUAUCGUAGUUAUAUCAGAGAUCAUAUUUCUAUUCACUUUGCUCAAUUUCCUGCAAACAGCAUUCACUGACCCUGGAAUCUUACAGAAAGAGAACGAGGAAGAGAGUGAUAACGAUUUCCACACCCCUCUCUUCAAGAAUGUAAUAAUAAAUAACACGACAGUGAGGUUAAAGUACUGUGACACCUGUCAGUUCUACAGACCUCCCCGCACUUCUCACUGUAGCAUGUGUAACCGGUGUAUCGAGAACUUCGACCACCACUGUCCCUGGGUAAACAACUGUGUGGGGAGGAGGAACUACCGGUUCUUCUUCUGCUUCCUAAUGUGGCUAUCUCUCCACAUACUCCUCACUCUCUCACUAUGUAUAUACCGGUGUGCCAGUGUCAGGCCGUUAUGGUCCGACAUUCCGAGUUUAGUGGUGGCUAUAAUAUGUUUUCUAACGGUGUUCCCUAUAAUCGGUCUACUCAGUUUCCACAUAGCUCUUAUAAAAAUGGGGCUCACUACAAAUGAACAGGUGACACAUAAGUUUAGUGGUAGUGAUAACCCCUACUCACACGGCUGCGCCAAAAACUUUAUCAACCUCUUCUGUAAAGCCAAACCUCUCAGGUACCUGGGCUAUAAAGAGAUGUGUAACGCAAAGCCACGCCUCACAUUUCUGCGGAGAGAGAAGGGCUAUAAACUACAGGCCAGCGAGGAUAAUGUAUCCGAGUAUAGCUUACAAGUUGAAAACACGAAUGUGUGAUAAGUUUGUUACGAUGGAAUAAGGAAUUAGACACUUUAAAGACGUUACUUUGAUAUGCUGUAUAGUGUAUAUCAAGACAUGGAGGUCGAGUGCGGAUGAACAGAAUGGUUCAAGGCAGAAUACAGAGAGUUAAUUUGUGGGGCAGAGAUAUCAGGAUCACACAUGCAGUGCGCAAUUUUAAGAUAAUUAAUAUUAGGCCAGUCGGGGGAAAAGAUUUUAUUGAUUGUCGACUUUUAAGAGACCGAGAAAUGUGACACAUUGUGAGUGUUGUCCGGUAAUUCGGUAAAUGAAGCAGUACAUUAGUUUUGAAUAUAAACAUGGGCCAUAAGCCGUACUUUUGUGCAAAGUAUUUUAAAUCUAUAAAAUCGUAUUAUUAUCUUUUUAAACAACCUUCUUUGGAAGAUGUCAGCUUUGUAUGGUUAUCGUCAGUAUAAUCAGUUGAAAGGGAGGAUGUCAGGAUGUGUAAUACUCAAUACUCUGUAAUACCACACAUCCAAAAACCUUCAAAGAGCAGUUCAUUUUGAUUUGACCGGAGGUAUCCACUUCUUUGCAACAUGGCCAAUUCGCUUAUAAUCAAAAUACAUAUUCAUUGAUAUUGAUUUUAAACUAAAUUUUGGUGAUGCAAAUAUUGCAUAGGCUAACGCCUGACAUUCUCUAACGAUUACAACGCUUUUCAUGUAUAAAUGUUGUGGCACUACACUGAUAUAUUCAACUCUUGAAUAACGCGUAAAUUUAGGUGAAAUUAUGCCCGAUUUCGUUUGGUAUAUUUGUAUUUAUUGUUUAUGGAUGUGGUUUUUAUGUGCUUCGUAGAAGCUUGUAAAAGAGCAGUUAUAGUUCGGUGAUUGAUUUGUGGAAACUUAAGGUUUGGAUUUCUUUCAAGUUGAAUUUAAGAUUUUACACGCCCAUAAUUUCGUUAAGUUAUUAGUAAAACUUAUCUUCUGAAAGACAUGAUCAGUUAAGUUAAAUAUCGUUAAACUAAGAAAUUUGAAAUUAUCAACUGAGUUAAGUUAAAUUGUAUGUACUUUUCUUCAGCUCAACUAGAGUACCUGUGGACAGCUGUCUAUUUGUUUUUUAGUUCUAAUUCGUGUAUAAUAUUCUCUCGUCGCCGGUGCGGGUUGUUGUACACAGAUAUACAAUUACAUGAUCUUAGUUUGUUGCCCUACUUUUUAUGUUUGAAGAAAUAUUUUUAUUGGAUUUCAUGAAGUA